Oncorhynchus masou masou (cherry salmon) is the source of this 1579-nucleotide messenger RNA. RefSeq names its product biogenesis of lysosome-related organelles complex 1 subunit 1. The coding region runs from base 191 to 568 and encodes 125 amino acids. The transcript is spliced from 4 exons. Gene Ontology annotation, biological process: endosomal transport. NCBI's taxonomy places the organism in Eukaryota, Metazoa, Chordata, Actinopteri, Salmoniformes, Salmonidae. Gene Ontology annotation, cellular component: BLOC-1 complex. The record is from RefSeq and is a predicted model, not a curated record.
UCAACGUUUCUACUUUGGAAUGGAAAGCAAAUCCUUAUAUAUUUGCCUACGAGAAACGCCAUUGAUCCGUCAUUACGUGGUCUGGUGACAACAGCUGUAAAUCCUACCAGCUCUCAUGUCCCUGCCAGAUAAAUGAAAAUACAUUACACAAUUAAAUUAAGGUAGUGAAAAAUAAAGUUCAAGAAAAAAAAUGCUUUCUCGUUUAUUGAAGGAGCAUCAUGCAAAGCAAAACGAGAGAAAAGAACUCCAAGAGAGACGCAGACGAGAGGCAAUUGCAGCUGCCACCUGUCUUACAGAAGCCUUGGUGGAUCACCUUAAUGUUGGGGUGGCCCAGGCGUACGUGAACCAGAGGAAGCUGGACCAUGAGGUGAAGACGCUACAGGUGCAGGCCGGCCAGUUCUCCAAGCAGACCGCUCAGUGGAUCAGUAUGGUGGAAGGCUUUAACCAAGCCCUGAAGGAAAUAGGUGAUGUGGAGAACUGGGCUCGCAGCAUUGAGGUGGACAUGAGAACCAUCGCCACAGCUCUGGAGUACGUACACAAGGGUCAGCUCACAUCAGCCUCUUCAUAGAUACGCUGAACCAUAACCUGGAACUGAUAGCCUGCUGCUAGCUUCAGUAGCCUGAUAGCCUGCUGCUAGCUUCAGUAGCCUGAUAGCCUGCUGCUAGCUUCAGUAGCCUGAUAGCCUGCUGCUAGCUUCAGUAGCCUGAUAGCCUGCUGCUAGCUUCAGUAGCCUGAUAGCCUGCUGCUAGCUUCAGUAGCCUGAUAGCCUGCUGCUAGCUUCAGUAGCCUGCUGCUAGCUUCAGUAGCCUGCUGCUAGCUUCAGUAGCCUGCUGCUAGCUUCAGUAGCCUGCUGCUAGCUUCAGUAGCCUGCUGCUAGCUUCAGUAGCCUGCUGCUAGCUUCAGUAGCCUGCUGCUAGCUUCAGUAGCCUGCUGCUAGCUUCAGUAGCCUGCUGCUAGCUUCAGUAGCCUGCUGCUAGCUUUAGUAGCCUGAUGCUAGCUUUAGUAGCCUGAUGCUAGCUUUAGUAGCCUGAUGCUAGCUUUAGUAGCCUGAUGCUAGCUUUAGUAGCCUGAUGCUAGCUUUAGUAGCCUGAUGCUAGCUUUAGUAGCCUGAUGCUAGCUUUAGUAGCCUGAUGCUAGCUUCAGUAGCCUGAUGCUAGCUUUAGUAGCCUGAUGCUAGCUUUAGUAGCCUGAUGCUAGCUUUAGUAGACUGAUGCUAGCUUUAGUAGCCUGAUAGCCUGAUGCUAGCUUUAGUAGCCUGAUAGCCUGCUGCUAGCUUUAGUAGCCUGAUAGCCUGCUGCUAGCUUUAGUAGCCUGAUAGCCUGCUGCUAGCUUCAGUAGCCUGCUGCUAGCUUCAGUAGCCUGCUGCUAGCUUUAGUAGCCUGAUGCUAGCUUCAGUAGCCUGAUAGCCUGCUGCUAGCUUUAGUAGCCUGAUAGCCUGCUGCUAGCUUUCACUGUGAAAGAGUGGUUGACCACGGAUACCAGGAUUCCUUUUGAAACAACUGAAAGCUGAUGAACCGUCUGAAAAGUUGAUUCAAGGCUUCAGUAAUGACUAAGGCUUUAAGGCCCGGUGACACAUUGU